CCACCGACACUCUCCUCCGCCACCGACACUCUCCUCCACCGACACUCCACAACACGGCGAGGAAGGAAGGGAUGGUUGGCUCACUACAGCUGCUGCUCUCCGGCUCUAACAAGGGAUUAGUCCGCUAAGUGCCCGGGCUGGGAUCUUCAUGACUGCCUGACACUGUCACUGCCACCAUGCGAGCACAAAUUGAAGUGAUACCAUGCAAAAUUUGUGGAGAUAAAUCUUCAGGAAUUCACUACGGUGUCAUCACUUGUGAAGGCUGUAAGGGAUUCUUCAGAAGAAGUCAACAAAACAAUGCCUCUUAUUCGUGCCCAAGGCAGAGGAACUGUUUAAUUGACAGAACAAAUAGAAACCGCUGCCAGCACUGUAGACUGCAGAAGUGUCUUGCCCUGGGAAUGUCUAGAGAUGCUGUCAAAUUUGGGCGAAUGUCUAAAAAACAGCGAGACAGUCUAUAUGCUGAAGUUCAGAAGCACCAGCAGCGGUUACAAGAACAAAGGCAACAGCAGAGUGGAGAGGCAGAGGCUUUAGCCAGAGUAUACAGCAGUAACAUCAGCAAUGGUCUAAGCAAUCUCAACACUGAAACAGGCGGCACUUACUCAAAUGGACAUGUCAUUGACCUGCCAAAGUCAGAGGGUUAUUACAGUGUGGAUUCUGCACAGCCCUCACCAGACCAGUCAGGCAUAGACAUAAGUGGAAUGAAACAAAUAAAGCAAGAACCUAUUUAUGACCUAACGUCCGUACCAAACUUAUUUAUGUAUAGUUCUUUCAACAAUGGACAGCUCUCACCUGGAAUAAGCAUAAGUGAAAUUGAUCGAGUUGCACAAAAUAUCAUAAAAUCUCAUCUGGAGACGUGUCAAUACACAGUGGAUGAAUUACAUCAAUUAGCAUGGCAGACCCAUAGUUAUGAAGAAAUCAAAGUAUACCAGAGCAAGUCCAGAGAAGCUUUGUGGCAGCAGUGUGCCAUUCAGAUCACUCAUGCAAUACAGUAUGUAGUAGAGUUUGCAAAGCGAAUAACAGGCUUUAUGGAGCUGUGCCAGAAUGAUCAAAUAUUGUUACUUAAGUCAGGCUGCCUAGAAGUUGUUCUAGUAAGAAUGUGUCGUGCCUUCAAUCCAUUAAACAACACUGUUUUAUUUGAAGGAAAAUACGGAGGGAUGCAGAUGUUCAAAACAUUAGGUUCUGAUGAUUUCGUGAAUGAAGCAUUUGACUUUGCAAAGAGUCUAUGUUCCCUCCAGCUAACAGAAGAGGAAAUUGCCUUGUUUUCUGCAGCCGUAUUAAUAUCACCAGAUCGACCGUGGCUGAUAGAACCGAGGAAAGUCCAAAAGCUUCAAGAGAGAAUUUAUUUUGCACUUCAGCAUGUGAUUCAGAAGAACCACCUAGAUGAUGAGACACUGGCAAAGUUAAUAGCCAAGAUACCAAACAUAACUGCACUUUGCAACUUACAUGGAGAGAAGCUGCAGGUAUUUAAGCAAUCUCAUCCAGAGAUAGUGAAUACAUUGUUCCCUCCUUUGUACAAGGAACUUUUUAACCCUGACUCAAGCACUGGCUGCAAGUGAAGACAGCUGGAUCUUUCACAUAGCUAUGGAAUGCAUCACUACUAAGACAAAAGAAAUGUGCUCAAAGGACUUACAAAAAACACAAAAAAACAUCACUACAGCAGCACUAGGAAUGUCCUGCACUUACUAGAAUUAUUUUUCACCGCUACAGUUUGAAGAAUGUAAAUACGCACCUCUGAGUGAGGCUCUCUCAUUCUCUUCUUUAAUAACUAUUUGAAUUUCCUUUGGAACUGAUCAUUUAACACUUUAGUUGCCGGGAGGGGGGGGGGGGGGACUGUGCAAAAAUAAAUAAAUAAAGUAUUGCAAACUCCCCUGGUAGCUGAAGCGUCUAUCUUAAUAUAUAAAACACUGGGUGUAUUUACUUUUUUAUAUAUAAUUUGAGAGACAACAAUUUAUAGAAUUUUAUUGUAGAUAUCAACAAGAGUAUAUACUUCUAUAGUAUUACUCGUCUUUCUGGAUUAUUUACAAUCUAAUUUAAAUUUGACUUAUUUCUAUGUUUUAGAUGCAUGUGU
Rana temporaria (common frog) is the source of this 2068-nucleotide messenger RNA. RefSeq names its product RAR related orphan receptor B (gene RORB). Gene Ontology annotation, molecular function: nuclear receptor activity; zinc ion binding; RNA polymerase II cis-regulatory region sequence-specific DNA binding. NCBI's taxonomy places the organism in Eukaryota, Metazoa, Chordata, Amphibia, Anura, Ranidae. The transcript is spliced from 10 exons. Bases 177 to 1556 code for a protein of 459 amino acids. Gene Ontology annotation, cellular component: nucleus. Gene Ontology annotation, biological process: regulation of transcription by RNA polymerase II. The record is from RefSeq and is a predicted model, not a curated record.